Molecule: messenger RNA, 630 nt
Organism: Phaeoacremonium minimum UCRPA7
Lineage: Eukaryota; Fungi; Ascomycota; Sordariomycetes; Togniniales; Togniniaceae
Product: putative nuclear pore glycoprotein p62 protein
Exons: 2
Coding region: 1-630 (209 amino acids)
Biological process (GO): protein import into nucleus; RNA export from nucleus
Cellular component (GO): nuclear pore central transport channel; nuclear pore
Molecular function (GO): phospholipid binding; structural constituent of nuclear pore
Source: RefSeq, a predicted model, not a curated record
AUGGACGAGAUCAUUACUCGAUGGGCCACAGAUCUUUCUAAGUACCAGAAGGAGUUCAAAGACCAAGCGACCCAGAUCUCUGCCUGGGACCGCCUCCUAGUUGAGAAUGGCGAGAAGAUCCAAAAGCUCUACCUUAACACAUACGAGGCAGAGCGAGCUAGUAACGAGAUCGAACGCCAGCUCCAGCAGGUGGAGAGCAACCAACAAGAGCUGGAGAGCUGGCUCGAUACCUACGAGGCUCAAGUCAAUGACCUCUUCACUCGCCAGGUUGGAUCUAGUGAGCAGCUUGGCGGGCCAGACCAGGAGCGCGAGCGCACAUACAAGCUUGCUGAGAAUCUGACUGACCGUGUCGAUGAGAUGGGCAAGGACCUGGGCAAGAUGAUCAAGGAGAUCAAUGACAUUUCUGCCACGCUGAGCAAGGGCAACAAGCCCGAUGAUCCGCUGAGCCAAAUCGUUCGUGUCCUCAAUGGACACCUCACUCAGCUUCAGUGGAUCGACACGAAUGCUGCAGCCCUGCAGGCCAAGGUGACUGCGGCUCAGAAGGCAAGCAGCAGCAUGGGAACUCAAUACGGAGGCCCAGAGACCGAUGCGGCAGAAAGCUUCUAUCGUUCCUACAUGGGUCGACGAUAA